UUCGUUCGUGAUAGUGGAUCGGCGGUGAGGUUCCGCCUCCACCGCAAGAUGGCAGAUUGCAACAUUAGUGUGUCUGUCCGUGUGCGAGGGCUUAUCAAACGUGAAAUAUCAGAUGAUCUCACAAAGCAUUGGAAGACACAUGAAGAGAAGUCUCUAGUGCAGAUAGAUCCUGCAACAGGAAGUGUGCUUUGUCAGCCAUACAUCUUUGAUAAAGUUUAUGAUGAAGGCUGCACCAAUGCUGAUGUAUACACAGGUACCGUGGAGGAGAUGGUCUACUCGGCCAUGGCCGGCUUCAACACCACCAUAUUUGCCUAUGGGCAGACCUCCUCUGGCAAGACACACACCAUGCUGGGCCACGAGCAAGACCAGGGCACCAUCCCGCGCGUGGUGCACCAGAUGUUCGACUGCGUCGAGCAGACGCCCGACCGCGAGUACCUCAUCCGCGUCAGCUACAUGGAGAUCUACAAGGAGGUGGUAGCCGAUCUCCUGGCGGAGGGUGCUGGAACACCAAAGGGGCUGCGCAUCCACGAGGAUCCGCAGGGACAGGUGUACGUGUCGGAGCUGCGGGAGCUGUGCGUCAACACGCCAGAGAUGCUGCUGGGACUGAUGGGGCGCGGCGAGACGGCGCGCCAUUUCGGCGUCACCAACAUGAACGACCGCAGCUCGCGCAGCCACACCAUCUUCCGCAUCAUCAUCGAGUCCAGAGUCAGGGAUGAGGAGGGUGAGGAGGGCGCUGUGGUUGUCUCGCACCUGAACCUGGUGGACCUGGCCGGCUCGGAGCGCGCCCGGCAGACAGGCGCCACUGGCGAGAGGUUCCGGGAGGGCUGCUCCAUCAACUCGUCGCUGUUCGAGCUCGGCAACGUCAUCAGUAAGCUGAGCGAGGGCGCGCCCUUCAUCAACUACCGCAACAGCAAGCUCACCCGCAUCCUGCAGACGUCGCUCGGGGGCAACGCCAAGACGGCCAUCAUCUGCACGGUGACGCCGGCGGCUGUGGAGGAGACCCACUCCACGCUACGGUUCGCCAGCCGCGCCAAGACCAUCAAGAACAAGCCGCACAUCAACGAGGUGGUGUCCGACUCGGCGCACCUGAAGCGGCUGAAGCGCGAGAUCCACGGGCUGCGCGCGGAGCUGCAGCGCGAGAAGCAGACCAACCGCGCCACCGAGGUGGAGGAGAUGCAGCAGGCGCUGGCCGAGCAGAGCAAGCGUAACACCCAGCUGCAGGACCGGCUGCGCCAGCUGGUCGAGCAGCUGGUGGUGAGCUCGGCGCCCAAGCAGCAGCUGCCGGCCAAGGCGCAGAAGAGCAAGCGGCGGAUGACGUGGUGCGGCCGGCAGCGCGGCCGGCUGAGUCUGGCGCCGUUCCAGCUGCCGCCGCUGCUGCCACCUGUCGAGGAGCAGCCGAAGCUGCCCGACGAUGAUCAGCCGUUCGCGGAGGCGGCCGAGGCGCCGCCGCCGCCGGCCAGCCGCGUCACCUGCCGCAAGCGACGCGCCACGAGCAUGGACGCGGCGCCGCGGCCCUGA
Pollicipes pollicipes is the source of this 1518-nucleotide messenger RNA. Its product is annotated as centromere-associated protein E. Bases 49 to 1518 code for a protein of 489 amino acids. The transcript is spliced from 13 exons. NCBI's taxonomy places the organism in Eukaryota, Metazoa, Arthropoda, Thecostraca, Pollicipedomorpha, Pollicipedidae. Gene Ontology annotation, molecular function: microtubule motor activity; microtubule binding; ATP binding. The record is from RefSeq and is a predicted model, not a curated record. Gene Ontology annotation, cellular component: microtubule. Gene Ontology annotation, biological process: microtubule-based movement; mitotic cell cycle.